Rubroshorea leprosula is the source of this 1000-nucleotide messenger RNA. Lineage: Eukaryota; Viridiplantae; Streptophyta; Magnoliopsida; Malvales; Dipterocarpaceae. The record is from the annotation of a GenBank genome assembly.
AAAAUAUGAAGAUCAAAUUUUAUAAUUUGCUCUAAUAUCAUAAAUCUCCAAUAAAGUCUAGUUUACACGAUCAUGAUUUAUUUUUAAAAUCUAUAUCAAAUCUCGAAAUGGCUAGCUUUCUAACUCGUCACUUCCCGUGGUUUCCCUAUUCUCGGUUUCGCUUCCUGAAAUGGUGGAUAAAGAAAAACUAUAAGAUAAACUCAGUAAGCAAAAUACGGAGUGCCCCUUAUUAAACUUAUAGCAUGCCAACAAGUGUAAUCACGAAAAAUGGAUAUAGUGCGGGAACGAAAUAAACGUAUCCUCUAUAGGUCACGGCCAGUGUUAUAAACCUCCCAUUGGCAGGCACACUAUUUGCUGGUGUAUAAACCCCACUAGCAAGGUUGAACGAACCGGUUCUAUCAAUAACAUGUCGACAUGUGCUAGCGUUUAAUCCCCACUAGCAGGGUCAUUAAUAACAUGGUUAUAUCCCCGAUUCAGUCCCUCAACUUUCAUUUUUGAACUAAAACUACCCUCGAACUUCAAAAAGUACUAAAAAAAUCCUUGAACUUCAAUUUUUGGGACCAAUUUCGUCCUUCCGUCGACGGAAAUGACAAAUGGCACGUUAAGUUGCCACAAAAUCAAUUCUUGUUUGAAAUCUUUAAUUACGUGGAAAAUAACUAAUCCACGUCAUCCUUCAUUACUCCGAUCAUCCCGCAUUACUCCGGUCAUCUCUCCGGUCAUCCCUCCGGUCAUCCCUCAUUGCUCCGAUCAUCUAUUACCACUCCAAUCACCAUCUACUUCUUCCCCAAACCUCCUCCCUAAUAGAACUCAAUAAAUCUGAUUCAAAAAAUCAAUUCCUCUACAAAUGUAUAUCAGAUCUGCAAAGAAAAAUGGAAAAAACACCACAUUCCUUCAAUCAACAUCAACUAGAUCUGGAAAUUCAAGCAAUCAGAAACCACACCAAACUCUAAAUCUCAUUCAAGCAUAACAAGCAAUCAGAAACCACACCAAACUCUAAAUC